UCUUUCCUACCAAAAAUGGUUAUCCGAUUUCUUCUCUUUGUUGCCUUCCUUUUAUGUUCCUUUGCUUCCGGGAAUGAUGCUAACUCAAUCCAACUGGGCUCCACCAUCGUGGCUGGCACCAAUUCAUCUUGGCGAUCAUCCUCUGGUGAUUAUGCCUUUGGAUUCUAUCACCUCACUAGUGGCCGCUAUCUUGUUGGAAUUUGGUUUGACAAAAUUCCAAAUAAAACAUUGGUUUUGUCUGCAAACCGUGACAACCCAGUAGAAAUUGGAUCAUUCAUCAAUCUCACACGAAGUGGCCAAUUUGUGCUCCAACCUCUCAACGGGACUUCAUUUCCCAUCUACGAAGGAACAAACACAGCAUCAGCAGUUAUGCAGAAUGACGGGAAUUUCGUCUUGAAGAAUGCACUUUCUAACGUUAUAUGGCAGAGCUUUGACUCACCCACGGACACUCUUCUAUUAGGCCAAACUUUGAAUUCCAGUCGGAAUCUCUAUUCCAAUGCCAAUGGAUCAGUUGACUACUCAACUGGACAAUACAGUUUGGAGAUUCAGGAAUUUGAUGGCAACAUUGUUCUUAAAGCUUACCGGUUCACGGAUUCUGCCUACUGGUGGAGUGACACUGUCCAAAACACAGGUGUGAGAAUUAUUUUCGACAACACAACAGCUUUUCUUUACGCGGUCAAUGCCACCCACCAAAUUAUAUUUAACAUGACCACGAAUGUUGAGGGUGCAAUCGAAGAUUACUAUCACCGUGUGGUGGUGGAUGACAAGGGAAACUUUCAGAAGUGGAUUUACCACAAAGAAAAUGGAAGUGAGUGGAGAUCUGUGUGGCAGGCAGUAACAGAGCCUUGCACUGUGACUGCUCUUUGUGGGGUGUAUGGCUUCUGCAAUACAACUGAUUCCGAAACCCAUACAUACACUUGUGGAUGCUUACCUGGCUAUACUCCUUUGGAUCCAACAGCACCCUCCAAGGGGUGCUAUCUCAGUGAGGUCAAGGACUUGUGUCCUGCAAAUUCUUCUGGCUCAAACUUUAUGGUGGAAGUGAAAGAGAUCCAAGAUGCUGAUAUAUCAAACGAGGGCUACUUUUAUUUUGAUCUAGUAGUCUUGAAUAACAUGGAUCUGGAUGGAUGCAAGAAAGAAUUGUUGGAUGAUUGUCUCUGCAUGGUUGCAGUUUCAAAGGGCAGUGAUUGCUAUAAGAAAAAAUGGCCAAUUAUAAAUGCCGUAAGAACCAUCCCUAAAACUAAUGAUUUUGUGAUGCUGGUUAAAGUUCCUCUGGUUGCCAAUGAUAAGGAAUCAUCGUCUUUGGUUAUUUUGAUAGUGGCUCUCAUCUCUUGUUCACUACUUGCUGCAUUGUUUUUAGCUACUACCAUAUACCAUCACCCUGUUUGUCUGUAUAUCCUACAUAAACAGGCACCACCAAAGCCCAAGCCAAAGCCGAUGGAUAUCAAUCUGAAGGCAUUUUCAUUCCAACAGCUGAGAGAAGCAACAAACGGAUUCAAAGACAAACUUGGUCGAGGAGCCUAUGGUACAGUGUAUGGUGGGGUUUUAAACUUGGAGGAUCAACAGGUUGAUGUUGCUGUCAAACAACUUGAGCAAGUAGACGACCAAGGUGAUAAAGAAUUUGUGACAGAAGUUCAAGUUAUUGCUCUUACUCAUCACAGAAAUCUUGUUGGUUUACUGGGCUUUUGCAAUGAACAGAGUCAUAGGCUUUUGGUUUAUGAGAAAAUGGAAAACGGAACACUAUCCUACUUCCUUUUCGGAGAAGGGGAUAAACCCAGCUGGGAGAGUAGAGUCAGAAUUGUGCUUGAAAUUGCAAGAGGCUUGUUAUAUCUUCAUGAAGAGUGUGACAAUCAAAUCAUCCACUGUGACAUAAAGCCUCAGAAUGUUCUGCUUGACUCUAGUUACACUGCAAAGAUCUCAGAUUUUGGACUGGCAAAGUUGCUAAUGAAAGAUAAAACUCGAACAAACACCAAUGCUAGAGGAACAGUGGGAUAUAUGGCACCAGAAUGGCUAAAAAAUGCACCUGUUACUACAAAGGUGGAUAUCUACAGCUUUGGUGUCAUGUUGUUGGAAAUCAUAUUUUGCAGAAAACACAUCGAGUUGCAUCAAAUUGAGGAUGAAACAAUGGGUGAUGACUUGAUACUAAUAGAUUGGGUUAUGUAUCUGGCAAAAGAAAACAACUUAAGAGCACCAGUGAUUCAUCAUCUUGAAGUUGAAAGUGAUAUCAAGAGGUUUGAAAGAAUGGCCAUGGUUGGAUUAUGGUGUGUAAACCCCAAUCCAACUCUUCGACCAUCUAUGAAAAUUGUGGUACAGAUGUUGGAAGGAAAUGUCGAAGUAGGAGUCCCAACAAUAGACUCAUAGAUAGCAAAAAUGUUCCAUGAAAAAUUGCAUUACUUUAAUUUUCUUGUCUUCUAAAUUUGUAUAAGAUUGCUUUGUAUUCUUCAACUUUUGCAUGCCAUUUGAUCGUUAUGGUAGCUG
Messenger RNA from Vigna umbellata (rice bean), 2475 nucleotides. RefSeq names its product G-type lectin S-receptor-like serine/threonine-protein kinase LECRK4. Gene Ontology annotation, biological process: protein phosphorylation; recognition of pollen. Gene Ontology annotation, molecular function: protein serine/threonine kinase activity; ATP binding. The record is from RefSeq and is a predicted model, not a curated record. NCBI's taxonomy places the organism in Eukaryota, Viridiplantae, Streptophyta, Magnoliopsida, Fabales, Fabaceae.